ACGUUUGCCUUCUUUCAAGAUAAGUAGACUAAAAAUGUACCAUCACCUCUUAUUUUUGUUUGAAAAUAAAUUUUCAUUUAAUUUACUAAUGGCUUCAUAUAUGCCUGUUAACUUUCUUCAGGUUUUGUCAACAUCCUCUAUGGUUUGUAAUCGUGAGAUCAACUAAGCUAGAAAAACAAACAAGUUUUAUAUUAAUAUAUAAUUAUGUUACACAAAAUUUACAGUUGGAAGUCAUGAGCCUUACUAUCACUUUACAAUAAAUAUUUAUUUCACGUUUUGUUGUGUGAAAAUGCCUCUUGAAAAUCUGUAGAAAAACUCUUUUAUGUUAGGAUUGGAAAAGAUCACUGUAAUCUCUUUGUGGUUCAGUUAUGCAGUCUCUCUUCUAUGUUGCAAUCAUUCUAGAAUCAGUGAAUGAUUUUCUAGCAAAAAUAUAUUUAUUUCUAUACAUAGUAAAAAUGAUAAAAUUAUUCUAUUAAAAACCAUUAACACUGUAGGCUGUUUCUGUAGAUAUGUUCAUCCUGCAUUUCUGCUCUUUUUACUAAAACAAAGUUAGAUACAUAUCUAAUAUUACUAAAUAAAAAUACAUUGGCAUGAUAUAACAUUUUGGGCAUAAACUGUCAACAAAAUAAAUGUUUGUUGUAUUAAUCUUGUUUCUUCUUCUAAUUUUUUUUGUUCACGUCAUUGAGUUAUACAAAUUAUUACUAAAAUUUCAUAACAUAUUUGUCAAGCAGAAGAUUUUUUUAAUAAGUAAUCAAAGUUUGAACACAGUCCUAAUUGAAACUUGUUUCUUCUUCUAAUUUUUUGUUCACGUCAUUGAGUUAUACAAAUUAUUACUAAAAUUUCAUAACAUAUUUGUCAAGCAGAAGAUUUUUUAAUAAGUAAUCAAAGUUUGAACACACUCCUAAUUGAAACUUGUUUCUUCUUCUAAUUAAUCUUGUUUCUUCUUCUAAUUUUUUUGUUUUAAGAGUGUACGACAUUUUACUUAUUUUAUUUUAUUUUUAAUUUUUUGGACAAAAUUUUACUUAUACUUUAUUAGUAUUUGAAACUUAUAUCUGCCUAAACCGUAUGGCAGGUAAUAGGUAUCUGGUGAUUGUAUUAAAUAGUGAAGUUCCCAGAAUUAAAAUUUUGCGUUUUGCAAGCAUUAAACUCUCCGUAUCAGAAAACAAAUCAUGGUCAAUACGGGAAAAACACCAAGAACGUGUUAUAAUAUUGGACCAGCUAUGUUUUCAAUGAUAAAAUAUAAAUAUUUGCAGCAAAACAGAACAGCCUGUCCUAGUUGAAUAUCUCAUAUAUACUUGCUUAUAAAUGGCGGUUUCAAAACGGUUGCACUAUAUAUCCUCCUUGUUCAUCGAUCAGUAGCUUCAACGCCCACUUCACUUUCUUUGCCGCCAUCUCUACAUUUUUCCCAGAGAUCAGAUCAUUUCACACGUAGAAGAAGAUUGUAUAUUAAUAAGUGAAGAAUGGCAGAUAAUCAGUUACAAGUUUUGAAUGCACUUGACGUAGCCAAGACGCAAUGGUACCAUUUUACUGCGAUUGUAAUUGCUGGAAUGGGAUUCUUCACCGAUGCAUACGAUCUCUUCUGCAUCUCUCUUGUCACAAAGCUACUCGGCCGCAUUUACUACCACGAAGAAGGCUCCCAUAAGCCAGGGACUCUCCCUCCCAAUGUUGCUGCUGCCACCAACGGUGUUGCCUUCUGUGGGACCCUUGCCGGUCAGCUGUUUUUCGGGUGGCUUGGUGAUAAGCUCGGGAGGAAGAAAGUGUAUGGCAUGACGUUGAUGAUCAUGGUUCUUUGCUCCAUAGCCUCUGGUCUCUCUUUUGGAGACAAACCAAAAACCGUGAUGGCCACGCUAUGUUUCUUUAGGUUUUGGCUAGGGUUUGGGAUUGGUGGUGACUAUCCUUUAUCCGCAACAAUCAUGUCUGAAUACGCUAACAAGAAGACACGUGGAGCGUUUAUCUCAGCUGUUUUCGCAAUGCAAGGGUUUGGGAUCAUGGCUGGUGGCAUCUUUGCUAUUAUCAUUUCCUCUAUAUUUGAUGCUAAGUUCCCAGCGCCGGCCUAUGCGGAUGAUGCCUUGAGAUCCACGGUACCUCAAGCAGAUUUUGUAUGGCGUAUAAUCCUCAUGUUUGGUGCUAUCCCUGCGUCGAUGACGUAUUACUCAAGGUCCAAGAUGCCGGAAACCGCGAGAUACACAGCUUUGGUUGCUAAAAACGCACAGCAAGCUGCUUCAGACAUGUCUAGGGUUCUGCAAGUGGAGAUAGAGCCGGAACAGAUUUUGGAAGAGAUUUCAACGGAUAAGUCCAAAUCCUUUUCCUUGUUUUCCAAGCAAUUCAUGAAACGCCAUGGACUUCACUUGCUUGGCACUACAUCAACAUGGUUCCUUCUCGACAUCGCUUUCUACAGUCAAAACCUUUUCCAGAAAGAUAUUUUCAGCGCGAUCGGGUGGAUCCCUCCGGCUCAGACCAUGAACGCGGUUCAAGAAGUUUUCAAGAUCGCGCGUGCGCAAACCCUCAUCGCCUUGUGUAGCACGGUUCCUGGUUACUGGUUCACAGUUGUGUUCAUUGACGUCAUUGGAAGAUUCGCCAUUCAGCUGAUGGGAUUCUUUUUCAUGACGGUCUUUAUGUUCGCUUUGGCUAUUCCGUACAACCACUGGACUCACAAGGACAACCGCAUUGGAUUCGUUAUCAUGUACUCCUUAACAUUCUUUUUUGCUAACUUUGGACCCAAUGCUACAACAUUCGUCGUGCCGGCAGAAAUCUUCCCAGCUAGGUUCAGAUCAACAUGUCAUGGUAUCUCUGCCGCAUCAGGAAAGCUUGGUGCGAUGGUUGGUGCGUUUGGAUUCUUGUACUUGGCUCAAAGCCCUGACAAGAACAAGACAGACGCAGGAUACCCUCCAGGGAUUGGGGUCAGGAACUCGCUUCUCGUGUUGGGUGUGAUUAACUUCUUGGGUAUUCUCUUCACUUUCUUGGUGCCUGAAUCCAAAGGCAAAUCGCUUGAAGAAAUGUCUGGUGAAAAUGAAAGCAAUGAGCAGAACAACAACGAUAGUAGAACUGUCGAAAUGGUGUAGUUGAAAUAUGUCCUUUGUUUUUUUUUUGUUCUUGUUUUUUUGACAACUUAAGUUCUUCUUCGUGUGAUAUGUUGAUGUUCUAAUGCUAUUGAAAUCAAAUUAAAUGUUCAUGUAUCGAUUUCAGGUCAAAUCUCUGAGUAAAUAAUAUUUUUGGUUUUGUUGAA
Messenger RNA from Brassica rapa (field mustard), 3226 nucleotides. RefSeq names its product inorganic phosphate transporter 1-4-like. NCBI's taxonomy places the organism in Eukaryota, Viridiplantae, Streptophyta, Magnoliopsida, Brassicales, Brassicaceae. The record is from RefSeq and is a predicted model, not a curated record. Gene Ontology annotation, molecular function: phosphate transmembrane transporter activity. Gene Ontology annotation, biological process: phosphate ion transport; transmembrane transport. Gene Ontology annotation, cellular component: membrane.